Haliotis rufescens (red abalone) is the source of this 1944-nucleotide messenger RNA. RefSeq names its product NXPE family member 4-like. The coding region runs from base 1 to 1638 and encodes 545 amino acids. The transcript has 4 exons. Lineage: Eukaryota; Metazoa; Mollusca; Gastropoda; Lepetellida; Haliotidae. The record is from RefSeq and is a predicted model, not a curated record.
AUGUGGCCCUGGCGACGUGCAGGCGUGUCCAAGACGUUGCUAUGCGUUUGUAUGUUGGCGAUGUUCGGCGUACUGUACCUACACAGACAGAUAAUGACGCGAGGCAUCCUACAAACAACAAGGUUAUACCUCGUGGUCACACAGUGGUCGAGGACUAACGCCAACCUUGGGUCAACGGAGGAACCCAGACGCUUCUUGUCGGAAGAGGAAAUUCUGCGAAAUCCAUUGGAUAUAGAUCUGAAGACAGUAACGGAUCCACUGUUGUCUCGGUUCUUCCUUCAUGGACAGACAACGUUUUCCUUAAACGACACGAUUCAGGUCAGAAUAGAAACAUACGACAGUUACGGAAUUAGACGAACUAGCGGCGGAGACUUCUUCCGGUUGUGGAUGGAAGAGCCCGGAUUAAGAGCCAACGUUUCCGGGGACGUCAUCGACCACAAUAACGGAAGUUACACCGGCAUUUUGAGAGCAUCGUGGGCUGGGACGCCAACCAUUUUCUGUUAUGUUGAAAAACGUAAGGAAGAAAUCGCUCUGAUUUACCGGAAAUAUCACCAAUAUGACACACUGUGGAAUGCGCACGCAGACUUCUUUAAUGGCGUCGCGGUGGAGUCAACACUAUGUUUCACACGGCCUAUGCCCCCAGCUGAGUACUGCAAUCUGACCGCGGACAACGGUGACCUGCCUUACUACUGUGUCCAGCCCUUGCAUCCAGACCUCAACUGUAGCAUGGUGGUCAGCGUGUGGUCAUAUCGGCGCCGGAUACCCUUGUCCCCAGCAGAGAAGCUUGUGUACGAUUUGUCGCUUGAUAAAGAAAAAGAUAUAUUCAGACAAAAUAUAUCGGUGAAUAUAUCCAGAGGCCCCGAAAACCAGAGCGCCCUUUCCUCGACGACCCCCUGCAAGGCCGUGUCAUCUAGCGACACCUGGCGGAAUGAAGCGCCCUCUGGAUUCUUUUACAAGGGCGCUUGGAUUCCCCGACUGUGCGCCAUGACAGUUCCCAUCACGGAACCCGCCUACAGCGCAUGUCUAAAGAACAGGAGUCUGUGGAUAUCCGGCGACUCGACGAGCAUGCAGAUCAUGACGGAGAUGAACAACGUCUUGAGGGUCGUUCCUGCCGUCACCCGCACCCAUGAGCCUAAAAUCAUUCGCCACCCGCAUUACAACUAUUCCAUCCACUGGAACGCUCACGAAUUUCCGUACUUUCCUGGACUUUUACACUACCCAAAGGCUUACAUCAAACCUGAAUCACAUCAUUUUGAUAAAAUCCCAAACGAUUCUCGGGAUAUCAUUGUGUUGUACCUAAACACACAUUUCAUCCUGGUCCAUCCCGAUGUUUUCAGACGUCACAUCAAAAAACUUGUCUCAAGAACCAGAGCUCUCACACAACGGGCGCCCAAUGUUGUUAUAGCAGUAAGAGGACCCCAUGCCUAUUACAAACAAAUGUAUCAAGAAAUGUAUUCCUACUGGGGUCUUGUAUUCCGAGAUAUACUCCACGAAGAGUUCCGUCCCUUGUAUGACAGAGUUAUCUUCCUUGACUUUUGGGAUAUGUCAGUAGCGCUCGGCCUGCCCGACUUCCACCCCUCGCCUGCGAUUGUACGGACCAUGACGCAGAGCAUGAUGGGAUACAUAUGUCGCGGCUGAUAUAGUCUUUGCUGUGGAUCUUCUACCCCUCAGAGAGCAUCUGCGGUGUCAUGGCGGUCAUUUAACUAUCAUUUAACUAACCUCCGGGAAUAUUGCAAUAAUUACAUAUAUUAUGUGAUGGAUCUGUAAGUGACACUGCCCCCAAGUAAGUGAAGUCAUUGGGUUCCCUCAAACGCAAAUUGCAAAUGUUUGAUAUUUUACGUUACGGAGACAUCUAGGAUGGACCGCAUUAAAUAGUGAAGCGGAUCCUGGCUAAAGACACUGGACAAGUAUACUCCUCUUAAAGAAUUUAGGCAACAAAAACUC